AACAGUCAGCUGCUGCGGUUCGGUUUCAGAGAGACGUGUCGGUAUUUGUUUUGUUUUCAGUCGCUUAGUUUGGAUCAGAAACGAUAUUGGAUGGUCGCCUUUCCUCGUUUUUUUGCCUUUGCAAUCCAGGUGGACUCUCAUUAUUAUGUUUUUCAGCCUGAAGUCAUGGAGUGUGUAUUAUCGUGGGGCAGAAAGGGGCUUUUAAAUCUAUCUUUGCCCCACUCCAUCGACUGAUCUUCAUCACAUACCCAUACUGAGGUUGGAUUUGAUUUAAAACCUGUUUUUUAUUACUCUGGAUUUCAAAGUGAUCUCAGAUACAUAAAAAGCGUAUUGCUUUUUGUGGAUACAAACAAUUAAAAAGACUAACUUAUUUUUUUAAAAAGCAAAACAAUGGAGGCUGUAAUUGAAAAAGAGUGCAGUGCUCUUGGUGGACUUUUUCAGAGCAUUAUCACAGACAUGAAGAGCAGUUAUCCGAUCUGGGAGGACUUCAUCAGCAAAGCUGUGAAGCUGCAGUCUCAGCUCAAGACAACCGUUGUUGCAGUCGCUGCAUUCCUGGAUGCCUUUCAGAAAGUGGCUGACCUGGCCACCAGCACACGAGGUGGUACCAGAGACAUCGGUUCAGCUCUCACCAGGAUGUGUAUGAGACACAAAAGCAUUGAAGCCAAGCUCCGGCAGUUUUCAGUGGCCUUCAUCGAGUGUCUGAUAAACCCUCUACAGGAGCAGAUGGAGGAAUGGAAACGAGGGGCAAACACACUUGAUAAAGACCACGCUAAAGAAUAUAAGAAGGCUAGACAGGAGAUCAAGAAGAAAUCUUCAGACACCCUUAAACUGCAGAAGAAAGCAAAGAAAGCAGCCGAUGCCUUGGGGAGAGGAGACAUCCAGCCACAGCUGGACAGUGCCAUGCAGGACGUCAGUGAUAAAUACCUGCUGCUGGAGGAGACGGAGAAGCAGGCGGUCAGGAAGGCUCUGAUUGAGGAGAGGGGACGAUUCUGUGCCUUUGUAUCUAUGCUUAAACCUGUGGUGGAUGAGGAAAUGUCUAUGCUGGGAGAGAUCGUCCACUUGCAGACCAUUGCUGAUGACCUGAAGGCUUUGACCAUGGACCCCCACAAACUGCCACCGGCAAGCGAGCAGGUCAUACAUGAUCUGAAAGGUUCCGACUACACCUGGUCCUAUCAGACUCCUCCAUCCUCUCCCAGUACCACUAUGUCCAGGAAAUCUAGUAUGUGCAGUCUGAACAGUGUGAACAGUAGUGACUCCAGAUCCAGUGGGUCGCAUUCUCACUCCCCUUCCCCACACUAUCGCUAUCGCAGCUCAACACUGCCCCAGCAGGCCCCGGCGCGCCUCUCCAGCAUCUCUUCACAUGAUUCGGGCUUCAUCUCGCAAGAUGCCUUCCAGUCCAAGUCACCGUCCCCCAUGCCCUCUGAAUCUGCUCCACAGACUACCUCCAGCUCUGCCUCCUCUGAUGGUUCUGAGACCUGUCAAUCAAUCAGCGAGUGCAGUUCUCCCAGUUCCAUUGGCUCAGGUGGAGACACUGCCUGCUCAGAGAAGUUAUCAAAUGGCUACGAUCAUUACGGGCUGGGAGAGUCAACGUACCUGAGCGGAGGGGGUACAGGAGGGAUUUUUCCUUUCUUUCCCCCUCCCUCCUCCAUUUCCUCUUCCUCCUCCUCCUCCACAUUGCGCUCAUGGUCACGCCCGGGCUCAACUCUCCUGCCCGAUUACCCCCAUUAUUGCACCCUGGGCCCAGGCAUGAUCCCUUCCUCCAAAGUCCCCAGCUGGAAGGACUGGGCUAAACCAGGUCCUUAUGAUCAGCCUAUGGUGAACACACUAAGGAGGAAAAAGGAACCAAAGGAAGCAGUGGACACAAAUGGUAGUCCAAAUGGCACUGUCCCCUCCUCUCAGCCAAUCACGGGCAAUUCUCCUCCUGAAGACGCCCAGGGAGCGAGGAGUAUGACUGCCGCACCAAAGGUGGAGGACACGGAGGCUCAUGAGGAGCUGGCACUGGCUCUGUCCCGUGGGCUACAGUUGGACACUCAGCACUCCAGUAGAGACUCUCUGCAGUGCUCCAGUGGCUACAGCACUCAGACAACAACACCCUGCUGCUCAGAAGACACCAUUCCCUCCCAGGUGUCUGAUUACGACUAUUUUUCGGUGAGUGGUGAUCCAGAUGGCGAUCAGCAGGAUUUUGACAAGUCAUCAACCAUCCCACGCAACAGUGACAUCAGCCAGUCCUACCGCAAGAUGUUUCAGGCCAAGCGUCCAGCUUCCACAGCUGGUCUUCCCUCCACGCCCGGCCCCGUCAUCAUCACUCCCGGAGUGGCUACAAUCCGCCGCACACCCUCUACCAAACCCUCCGUCCGUAGGGCUAACAUGGGCAUUGGCCCUAUUCCCAUCAAAACCCCAGUCAUCCCAGUGAAGACGCCAACUGUACCAGAUCUUCCAGGCGGUUUCUCCAGCCCACUAGGGGGCAGCAGUGAAGAAGGAGAGGAACCAGCCAGCCCUGACUCACCCAUCCUAGGAGAAGACGGUGAGCCGGUGGGCAUCCUGCCUGUGGCGUCCUGGAGUGGGCAGGCCUCCACUAACCCUCCUUUUCAGCCUAGACCCCAAGGCUCAGCCGGAGGUUUGGGUGGACUUGAAGAAGACCCAGAAGACUUGGACUCAGCAGACCCACAGUGCGACUCCAUGCUUCUGGCCAUCCGUAGAGGAGUCAAGCUAAAGAAAACCAUGACCAAUGACCGAUCUGCGCCACGCAUUGCGUGAUAGAGCAUAAAGAGUCCUUAAGACUUAAGUAACAUGUAUUAAUACUGUGUAAAGACUGUAUUAAGAUUGUUGUUGAGCCUUAAUAGCGGGGCUGGAGAGGACACUUAUCAAGCACAAGCUUGUUCGUUAACAAUGCAGAUAAACUGACAUCUGUUGAUGUUGGUACAAGCUGUGCGUGUGGGAUGUGAUUAGAUCUUGUUCAUGCCACAGACUAUAUUUAAAGCAAUAUUCCGGGUUCAAUACAAGUUAAGCUCAAUCGACAGCAUUUGUUGCAUAAUGUUGAACUUUUAAUUUUUUAUUUUGACUUGUCCAUCAUUUAUAAAAUAAAAAAAAAAAGAAUGGUGGUUACAGUAAGGAAUUUCAAUGGAAGUGAAUGGAGCCAGACCAUAAACGUUAAAAUACAAACUGUUUUAUAUGUAUACGUGUUAACAUGAUUUUUAAUGAUACGGUUUGUAAACGAUUUUAUCACACUAAUGUUUGGGUCGUGUGGCUAUACUUUUGAAACAGUGUUACACAUUAACAUUUAUGGACUGGCCCCAUUCACUUCCAUUGUAAGUGCCUUAUUUUAACCACCAUUUUUAAUCAACAUUAUGCCACAAAUGCUGUCGAUUGAGCUUAACUCGUAUUGAACCCGGAAUAUUCCUUUAAUAGUCAACCUGACCUGACUUAUCAACUCAUCGUGUCCCAUUGAGUUGCGAUGAGGAGUUAAGAGUCCUUUUGUCACAAUGUCAAAAGAGUUUUAUUUGCUGUUCUGUUUGUGUUCCAGCGCUAUUAUGUUCUGCAAUAGUUUUAUCAUUUAUAUCUUAAUGAAUAACAAGCAUGCAGCCUUACCUUGGUAACUUCAGUUGAUUUAGUCUUAGGCCAACUUAACCUACAAAAACUACGUUUAUCUUGUUUAUUCUUAGUUACAGCAUUAAUUAUAAUUCUUUCGAUUAUUAAUUCCCAUCUUGGAUAUACUUUAAUUUUAAGCUUUAGCAGAAAAAAGUACUUUUAUCUAUUUGUAUGAAAAUGUAAAUAUCGACAAAGGAACCCACAGAUUUAAUUUAUUUCUCUUCAGCACUCUCUGCUUUAACCCUUAACCAGAUAAGCUUUCAUUUAUGCGGUGCAAGAUUAUUUUGUAUAUUAUGUUAAUAUAGAACAAGGUUAAUUAUUUGACAAAAGCACACAUGAUCUUACACUCGCUUCUUGUUUCCAUAUUACAGAACACAUGAACGUCUCUCCCUGUGGCAAAUCUCAGUUUGUUAGAUUUGUGGAGCAACUAAAUGCUGAUGCAAGCAAGUAUACUAGCAGUGCUGUGAUAGUAAGACGUAUACUCAGUUGAUUAGGGAAGCAGUGGUUAAUGUUCGGUGUGGUGACCUUUAUGUAUUUCCAGUUAAAUACUUUUUUGUUCAAGCAUUGCACAGUAUAUUUGUGUACACGUUUAAAAAUGGCAAACUAGGCCUGCGAACCUGUCAUGAAGUCAUGCACUUUAAAGCAAAGACAUGUUGAAUCUGACAAUUUCCCAGGAUAUGUAACAUACAGUUGAACAUAUAAAGGAAAAACAUUUUUUUCCAUUACCAGUACAUGAUAAUAUGGUGUAGCAUGUCUUAUUGUACCAUCUACAUCCAGCAAGUGUCAAUGCUGUGUUCGAGUGACUCAUUUUCAUUGAAUAGAAAGCAGCUGCCAGUCCUAGUACAAGCACAUUAGAGUGAGGUGAGAUGGAUUUGUUAGUAGUAUGAUUUAAGUCCUUAAUCAUUUCAGUCUUUUUUUGGUCCCCAAACCAUCUUAAUAGCAUUUAACAUACUUUUUAACUCCUUUAUUUAAUUCAAGACUUAUUGGAGUGCAGUGGAGCAAAACUGUGUUCAGUGUGACAUUGUUCAGAAAAUCACAUCCUCUGUGACGUACAUUUGAAUCUUUCAGGUUUUGUAUUAUUACUGUUGUUGUUGUUGGUGGUGCUUUUUUUUCCUGUUGUAUAAAUUUUUUAAUUCAUAAUCCAGUUGAGGCCAAAAGGUACACCGAGGGGGGUGAAAAAAGCACACCAUACAGUUAGAAGACUAAAAUUAUUCAGGGGCAGCACAUAAUUUGUAGCCCUUUUUCAUUUUAAUUUGAGUAUUAUUGUACAGAAUCCUAAAAUGAUGUAAGAUAUUUCAUUAUCAAAUUCAAAUUUACACUUUUCUGACAAAGGAAGAGAUCAUAAUUGUUUCCUCUCAGUGAACCAGCUUUAGUAAUAUUGUCUCAAUACAAUGGUGUACAAUUGUGAAAUUACUAUCAAAUUAGCAGAUGCUUAACCUGCAUAUAAUCUCGAUACACAAAUGUUUUAAUAUUGUCCAUGUACAAACGUUUAGUUCUAACCAGCCGUUAUUUUAGUUGACCACUAUCUAGAUAUUUAAUUUCACAGUAUUUCUAGAUAUUCCUUUUUUUUUUUUUUUUUAAAGCUACCAAAUUGUAAGCCGAUUGCUAGCAAAAAAUAAAAUAAAAUAAAAACUUUUCUUGCUUAUUGUAAAGGCUGAUAUCUAGUAUAAGUUUGGUACUAGAAACAAACAAAACCUUAGUAUGAGUAGUUUGUAUUGAGAGCUGUUCUCAACACUGUGCCAUUUAUAAAAUCACUUUCUGUAUGCUUUUCUCUGUAUAAUUACUGCUGCAUACAUUAAAUAUAAAUUAGUUAUUGAA
Messenger RNA from Myxocyprinus asiaticus (Chinese sucker), 5406 nucleotides. RefSeq names its product protein MTSS 1-like. Gene Ontology annotation, cellular component: actin cytoskeleton; cytoplasmic side of plasma membrane. Gene Ontology annotation, molecular function: phospholipid binding; actin binding. Gene Ontology annotation, biological process: positive regulation of actin filament bundle assembly; adherens junction maintenance; plasma membrane organization. Bases 391 to 2757 code for a protein of 788 amino acids. The transcript has 16 exons. Lineage: Eukaryota; Metazoa; Chordata; Actinopteri; Cypriniformes; Catostomidae. The record is from RefSeq and is a predicted model, not a curated record.